AAACGAUAUGUUUUAUAUGUAAGGAUAUGAUAAUUUAGCUAUUACAGUCUUCUGUAGUGCCCGCGCUUGGCAACAGGUGGCGAUAAUGCUCCGUUUACGUGCGCAGCGCACCGCUAAAGAAACGCAGAGAAAGUGUAACAGCAGUUCACUGUGAACCGCUGCUUAUGGCAAUAUAUUUAUUACAUCAUAUCUGCUUCUGUUAACAUUUGAAGUUUGUAUAUUUUCGUUUUCUGGUGGGUUUUCUGCCGUCAAAAGAGUUUGAUCGUUGCGUCAGCAGGACAUCCCACAACUACAUGUGGAUGUAAGAGAGAGUUUACAGGUGAAUUGUAAAAUCCCUCAAAAAGACGCAUUUUUCACGUGGAGUUUCAUUAUGGAAGAGAAAGAGCUGGUGGAAUAUUUCAGAACACAGACCAGAGAGCGUCCAGAUGUGGCUUCAGCCGUGGCUGCCAUAAGCUCGCUGCUGGAGUUCCUGAAGAGAGAUCAGAGUGAGACUAUCCUCGGCCUGAGAGAGAACAUGACGCAGGCCAUUCAUAGACUACAGGAGACGGAUUCAUCGGUCGCCGUGUCUUCUGGAGGAGAACUCUUCCUGCGCUUCAUCAGCCUCACCUCACUGGAGCAUCCCGAUCUCUCACGGUGUAAGAAUGUGAUGAUAGAGAGAGGAGAACUGUUCUUGAAGAAAAUAUCCUUGUCUAGGGAAAAAGUGGCUAAACUUUGCCACACAUUUAUCAAAGAUGGAGCUAAAAUCCUGACACACUCUUCAUCGAGAGUUGUGUUAAAGGUUCUGGAAAACGCAGCCGCUGAUAACAAACGUUUCACGGUAUAUGUUACUGAAUCACAGCCGGAUUCAGUGGGUAAACUUAUGGCAGAAAAACUGCGCAAACUCAAUAUUCCUGUGACAGUAGUGCUGGAUGCUGCGGUCGGAUACAUCAUGGAGAAAGUGGAUCUGGUGAUCGUGGGAGCUGAAGGUGUUGUGGAGAGCGGAGGUGUUAUCAACAAGAUUGGUACCUAUCAGAUGGCAGUUUGCUCCAAAGCGCACAACAAACCAUUUUAUGUGGUGGCAGAAAGUUUCAAGUUUGUGCGACUUUUCCCCCUUAACCAGCAGGAUGUACCCGACAGAUUUAAGUACAAAGCAGACGUCCUGAAGACAGCUCAAGAUCUGAAUCAGGAACAUCCCAUGAUCGACUACACGCCCCCGUCUCUCAUUACAUUACUCUUCACUGACCUCGGGGUGCUGACCCCAUCUGCCGUCAGCGAUGAACUCAUCAAACUCUACUUAUGAUCUUCACAACUCUUGAUGUACGACCCACGUGGAUUUUUAAAUAAUCCCGUGUAUGGAUUGUAGUUGAUACAUUUAUUAUUAAAUUAUCUUGUUUAAAUCAAGUGAGAAUGGACUCUAGAUUUUU
Molecule: messenger RNA, 1403 nt
Organism: Triplophysa rosa
Lineage: Eukaryota; Metazoa; Chordata; Actinopteri; Cypriniformes; Nemacheilidae
Gene: eif2b1
Product: eukaryotic translation initiation factor 2B, subunit 1 alpha
Exons: 9
Coding region: 371-1279 (302 amino acids)
Biological process (GO): translational initiation
Cellular component (GO): eukaryotic translation initiation factor 2B complex
Molecular function (GO): translation initiation factor activity; guanyl-nucleotide exchange factor activity
Source: RefSeq, a predicted model, not a curated record